UUGGGGGCAGGGAGGGUAUUUAAUGGAGUAUAAUCCGCUUUGAUGUCACUGUAUGUUGAAGGAGGGGUCUGAGAUCCGGCACGGAGCUCGCAUAAUCCAAAUGUGUUGAUAAGAACAACCGACAAAGGAAAGCCGAAGAGCUUCUUCGUCGCCUAUUUUCAUAACAGGCUAUUUAGCAGCAUUUAAACAAUGAGCAGUGAGUGGGAGCCAUGAGCCAUAGGGAGGAACCAGAGGAUGUUGGUCUUAAGGGUCCUCCGCCUCAUCGCAGCAAACAACCUAAUGGGACUGCUCUAGAGGCAGGUCGCCCAAGAUGGAGGCCAUGCCAGCUGCACAAUCCAGAAGCAGAAGGCCAAGGUCACCAUCAUAAUCACCAUCAUCACUACCAUCACCAAACUAACCAGUCUGGAUCUAGCAGAGCUCCACCACGUCACCAUAGACGGCAUAUCCCCAGUCAAGGACAGCGCAGGCGGACUGAGAGUGUAUAUACAGAAGCAAAAGCUGGCCAACAGCCUAAGCCAGGGGCAGCAAGAUGCCAACAAAGUGGAGAAAGACUCCAUCAACAGAGAUAUAGACAGCAGUUCAAAGAGGAAGAACAUCAGGUGGUAAAACCUUCUCAAAAUGAAGAAGUUGCAGAAACGUUAUUUCCAGAAGAUUCCUCUCAAGGUAUGUUGACUCCAUCUCCUCAGGAAGAACUCAGCACUGAUAGACUGGCCGGAGACAGUGCAGACAAUUCCGGAUCAUUUGAUACACAGAUUGAUCAAUGUCCAAAUGAACCAGAUCAUACAGAUCAACCAGAGUCUUCAAUGGAACUGUUGGAGAAGGUGCCAUACGAAGAAUCAACAUUUGGUGAUGAGGAAUUAAAAGAGAAAAAGGAACAAGAAGACUAUUCAAGAGAAUUAACUGAGCAAAGUGAGCAGGUCUUUGUUUCAGCUAAGAUUGCUUCAAAAAGUGUCUUUCGUCUUGAAAGUAAAAAAUGUAGCCCUCUAAGAGUAGACGUUCCCCCGUGUGACACAUCUACUCAUCAGAUAAUGAACAAAUCUCUUUUCCAGUCUCAACAAACAUUCACCGAGUCACUUCGAACCUACAAUACUGAGCCAAAGUCCAACCCUACACAUUUGAACAUAAGUUACACUUCCCCAAGUAAGGAAAUAGAACUUGAUUGUAGGUACCAGUUUAAAGACCACCAAGAGGACCUCUCAAUCUCUAGUCCCGAGGCAUGCUGUGAUUCAUACUCACAACUAAGUCCAGAUUCAGAGUCCUAUCAAGAGAUUCCAACAGAAUUUAUGAUUGAAUCAUACCAGGCUGACCUAAUAGAGCCCAACCCAGAGCCUGAGGAAUAUCAAACCUUUAAGAGCAACCAGAACAUGUCCAUAUAUGAGUAUGAUUAUUGUGACUCACAGGAAGACGUCACUCAGCAUAGUUCAGUGGGGUCCAGGCUCCACCACUAUGAUGAACAGUCAGGAGAUGAAGCCGAAAGCUCAAGGAGAGGCAGAUCCCGGGUCAGGAAGAGCUCGCGCUCGGCAAGCCUUUCACAGGAAGCCCUGCCCCAAGCGGAAUUUGAAUCUACCCAUCCUUCACCUGACUUACAGACAGAAACUGUGGAGAAAACUGACAAGUCUUCCACUCCAACCCAGCAUCAAACUACAGAGUCUUGCAGAGCUACAGGAGACGCUGUUUCUUUGGCCAUUAAGGACAUUAAGGAAGCCAUCGAGGAGGUGAAGACCAAGACAAUGCGUUCACCUUACACACCCGACAAGCCCAAAGAGCCAGUGUGGGUGAUGAGACAGGAUGUGAGCCCUUUAGAGGAGUGCCAUCCUCAGAAUCAACCUCAGAUCGAGUCAUAUCCACCAUCACCAUCUCAGCACUCACAAUCUUCUCCACAGUACUUGGCUCCGAUUCAAGAUGCUGUACUUCCUCUUGGAGCAGAAUCCUCUGGAGUCCAUCAUCAGGACCAGGAUGUUGACAUCAGCCCCAGUGUACCAAGUGAAGAGUCCAGAAGAAAUCUUGCCCCUUUUCCUACAUAUGUUGAUGUUCCAGGGCCAUGUGACCCUGAGGAUUUGAUUGACGGCAUAAUUUUUGCUGCAAACUACCUGGGUUCCACUCAGCUGCUGUCAGAGAGAACGCCCACUAAGAGUGCCCGCAUGCAGCAAGCCCAGGAGGCCAUGAGCCGCGUCCGGACAGCCCAGAAACAGGCCAAAAUCAAAAAUAAGAGCACAGAGAGUGGGCCGCCAUCAAGCACUGAAGUGGACCUCUUUAUAUCAACACAGAGGAUCAAAGUGCUUAGUGCUUACACACAGGACACUAUGAUGGACCAUCCACUGAGGACCAUCUCGUAUAUAGCUGACAUCGGGAACAUGAUUGUGCUGAUGGCUCGCGGGAAGAUGAUUCGCUCUCAGAGCGCACAAGACAACUUAGACACCACCGAGACGCAACACACAAACCCAGUGCGAGAUGACCGACGCCAGUACAAGAUGAUGUGCCAUGUAUUUGAAUCAGAAGAUGCUCAGUUGAUUGCUCAGUCCAUUGGUCAGGCUUUCAGCGUUGCAUAUCAGGAGUUCUUGAGAGCCAAUGGCAUUGACCCAGAAGACCUGAGCCAGAGAGAGUACAGUGACCUGCUCAACACUCAGGAUAUGUACAACGACGACCUCAUUCACUUCUCCAAGUCUGAAAACUGUAGAGACGUAUAUAUAGAGAAACAGAAAGGUGAGAUUCUGGGUGUGGUGAUCGUGGAGUCGGGCUGGGGCUCCAUUCUCCCUACGGUCAUCAUCGCCAGUCUGAUGCACGGUGGACCUGCAGCAAAGUCUGGAAGAUUGAACAUCGGUGAUCAGAUCAUGACUGUUAAUGGCACUAGUCUGGUUGGACUGCCUCUCUCAACAUGUCAAAGCAUCAUUAAAGGGCUGAAGUCUCAAUGCAGGAUUAAAAUGAACAUUGUCAGGUGUCCUCCUGUGACUAUGGUCCUCAUCCGCAGACCAGACCUCCGAUAUCAACUGGGCUUCAGUGUACAGAAUGGCAUUAUCUGUAGUCUGAUGCGAGGGGGAAUUGCAGAGAGAGGAGGGGUCCGCGUUGGUCAUCGCAUCAUUGAGAUCAACGGUCAGAGUGUUGUGGCCACACCUCAUGAGAAGAUCGUUCAUAUCCUGUCCAACGCUGUGGGAGAGAUUCAUAUGAAGACUAUGCCAGCAGCCAUGUACCGCCUGCUCACCGCCCAGGAACAACCUGUGUACAUCUAAAACUCUGCAGGACCACCACAUCACCUUCAUACAUGCUGAUGAUCCAGAUGUAUUAUUUAUUUAAAUAUGAAUAUAACGGUUUACAUAUAUAUUUAA
Molecule: messenger RNA, 3323 nt
Organism: Xyrauchen texanus (razorback sucker)
Lineage: Eukaryota; Metazoa; Chordata; Actinopteri; Cypriniformes; Catostomidae
Gene: apba1b
Product: amyloid beta (A4) precursor protein-binding, family A, member 1b
Exons: 13
Coding region: 210-3227 (1005 amino acids)
Biological process (GO): chemical synaptic transmission
Cellular component (GO): plasma membrane; cytoplasm; dendritic spine
Molecular function (GO): protein binding; amyloid-beta binding
Source: RefSeq, a predicted model, not a curated record